Molecule: messenger RNA, 1473 nt
Organism: Drosophila innubila
Lineage: Eukaryota; Metazoa; Arthropoda; Insecta; Diptera; Drosophilidae
Gene: NiPp1
Product: nuclear inhibitor of protein phosphatase 1
Exons: 4
Coding region: 59-1264 (401 amino acids)
Cellular component (GO): nuclear speck
Molecular function (GO): protein serine/threonine phosphatase inhibitor activity; mRNA binding; protein binding
Source: RefSeq, a predicted model, not a curated record
AUUGAACCCUUAAAUAUUUAACGAUUUAUUCCGCGUCUAUAAAACUUAAGUUAAUUGAAUGGCAAACAGUUAUGAUAUACCUAGCUGGGCCGGCAAACCGCCCACUGGGCUGCACUUGGACGUACUCAAAGAUGAGAAGCUGGUGCAAAAGCUGAUGGUGGAUGAGAAACGUUGCUAUUUGUUUGGGCGCAAUAGCCAAAUGAACGACUUUUGCAUAGACCACGCCUCUUGCUCGCGAGUCCAUGCUGCAUUUGUUUACCACAAGCAUCUAAACAUUGCCUACCUCGUUGACCUCGGCUCCACACAUGGUACAUUCAUUGGAACUCUGCGGCUGGAGGCGCACAAACCCACACAGUUGCAGAUUAACAGUACGUUUCACUUUGGCGCAUCCACACGAAACUACAUCCUGCGAGAGCGACCCUCGGCUGGUGGUCAGCACAGCAACAUAAUGGAGGAUCUGCCGCUAAGCGAGACCAGUGACGGUGCAUUGCUGGGACUGCCGGAAAGCCAAACGGAAUUGGAUAACCUUACGGAAUACAAUACGGCACACAAUCGACGUAUUUCCAUGCUGGGCAUUGCCGAUGACAAUAACUUGCGCAAACAAAAUGCACUAAAGCAGGGACGUAAGCGACGAAACGUCACUUUCAAUGACGAGGAGAUUAUUAUCAAUCCCGAAGAUGUUGAUCCCAAUGUCGGACGCUUCCGUAAUCUUGUGCAGACAACUGUUGUGCCGGCCAAACGAUCGCGCUACGAGCCAAAUCAUAUGGGUCUACACACUGGCAGUGGCGGCAAUUCCCAUGCAGUCAGCGCCAGCCACCAGAUGUUCCAGCAGAGCAUUGUCGAGAUGAAGCAACAACAACAGCAGCAGCAGCAACAGAAUCAACUGGCUGUAACACCGCAAGCCGCUGUCCACUCACCCGUCAAUUCGUUAUAUCAGGGACUUCCUGCCAGCAACUAUGAUGCAACGCAUGGAGGCCAACUGAAGGGCAACAGCGAAUUUGAGCCCAUUUCACCAAUGGGUAUUAACUCCAAACUGGGAUUAAUGCUGCCUAAUCCGGCACCCGAUGUCACACCCAUAUAUGAAGAGCCACUCGCGCCCAGCUCGUCAAUAGCACAAAAAUUGGCUGUCGCCAAUGCAAAUGUGCGUCGGUUCGUGGAUGAUGUUCAUGAGACAAGUGGUGAAGGCGACUCCAUGUGUCCGCAGAAAAAGAAAUAUGCCAAGGAGGCAUGGCCAGGCCGCAAGCCCAUGCUGGGACAGUUGUAAUGUUAUUUCAUCCACUUGGCAACCAGAUCCAUACAGAGCAUUGUCUGCUGUUGCAGAAUAGCUGAUCAUCUGGGAGAGAAUGUUGUGGUCAAAUAGCAUGUCCUGCUUCCAAACGGAAUCUCCCCCCUAUCCGCCGUUUACAAAUUGAGAAAUUGUAUUAAAUAGCUUACGUUUCACUUUCCGAAAAAUAACAACAAUUUAUACAAUAA